Molecule: messenger RNA, 2224 nt
Organism: Musca domestica (house fly)
Lineage: Eukaryota; Metazoa; Arthropoda; Insecta; Diptera; Muscidae
Product: probable citrate synthase, mitochondrial
Exons: 5
Coding region: 186-1580 (464 amino acids)
Biological process (GO): citrate metabolic process; tricarboxylic acid cycle; carbohydrate metabolic process
Cellular component (GO): mitochondrial matrix
Source: RefSeq, a predicted model, not a curated record
UUUCGCCAUCAAAAAAUCGAUAAGUCGAAAGUCGACUUACGGAUCCCUAAUUCACAUUUGGAACAUUCAUUCGCCAUUCGCGGGGUUCUUAACAACAACCAACGACGACCAACGGAUCCGUGUGUUACGAGAUUACGAGAGUGCGAGAGUGUAUUGUUGAAGUAAGAUAAACCGAUUCAAACACAAUGUCGUUGUACCGUAUUUCAACGCGUAAAUUGCCAGAGGCUCAGAAAUUGAAUGCCUUCUUGGCCCAAUAUGCCCGUUUCUUCACUGCCGAUUCCGGUUUGCGUGAAGUCUUAGCCCAGAAAAUUCCCGCUGAACAGGAACGCGUCAAGAGCUUCAGGAAGCAAUAUGGCUCCUUCAAGAUGGGUGAAACUACCAUCGACAUGAUGUAUGGUGGUAUGCGUGGCAUUAAAGCCUUGGUUACCGAAACUUCAGUCUUGGAUGCUGAUGAGGGUAUCCGCUUCCGCGGCCUUUCCAUUCCUGAAUGCCAAAAGGUAUUGCCCGCUGCUGAAGGUGGCGCUGAACCCUUGCCCGAAGGUCUCUUCUGGCUCUUGAUGACCGGUGAUGUUCCCACCAAGGCUCAGGUCAAGCAGUUGUCUCGCGAAUGGGCUGAACGUGCUGCCCUGCCCCAACAUGUUGUCACCAUGUUGAACAACUUCCCCACCACCUUGCACCCCAUGUCCCAAUUUUCGGCUGCCAUCACUGCCUUGAACCACGACAGUAAAUUCGCCAAGGCCUACUCAGAGGGUGUUCACAAGUCCAAGUACUGGGAAUACGUCUAUGAAGACAGCAUGGACUUGAUUGCCAAAUUGCCUGUCGUUGCUGCUACCAUCUACUGCAACACCUACCGCAAUGGCAAGGGCUCCAAGACCAUCGACCCCAAUUUGGAUUGGUCCGCCAACUUCGUCAAGAUGUUGGGCUAUGACGAUCCCCAAUUCACCGAAUUGAUGCGUCUCUACUUGACCAUCCACAGUGACCACGAAGGUGGCAACGUAUCCGCUCACACUGUUCACUUGGUUGGCUCCGCCUUGAGCGACCCCUACCUCUCCUUCGCCGCCGGCAUGAACGGUUUGGCCGGUCCCUUGCACGGUUUGGCCAACCAAGAAGUCUUGGUUUGGUUGCGCAAAUUGCAAAGGGAAGCCGGUAACAAUCCCUCUGAGGAACAACUCAAGGACUACAUCUGGAAGACCCUCAAGUCCGGCCAAGUCGUUCCCGGCUACGGUCACGCUGUACUCCGCAAAACAGAUCCCCGAUAUACCUGCCAACGCGAGUUCGCCCUCAAGCAUCUGCCCAACGACGAACUCUUCCAAUUGGUGUCCAAGAUCUACAAGGUCGUGCCACCAAUCCUCACCGAAACCGGCAAGGUCAAGAACCCCUGGCCCAAUGUAGAUGCUCACUCCGGUGUCCUGUUGCAAUACUACGGCAUGAAGGAAAUGAACUACUACACUGUCUUGUUCGGCGUCUCCCGCGCUCUCGGUGUGUUGGCCUCCCUCAUUUGGGAUCGUGCUUUGGGCUUGCCCAUCGAACGCCCCAAGUCCUUGUCCACAGACAUGCUCAUGAAGAUGGUUAAGAAGUAAAUUAUUAACAAAUACCGUACACAGUAAUAAAACCAAAAACUAUUUCUAAAAACAACAACAAAGAUAUCUGUCAAGUCUGGAGGAACUCGUCAAAAUUAUUCGAAAGCGUACACUGAUUUCGAAUUAUUUUGAUUGUAUUGCCAUGAUGCGAGGAUAUAUAACUAGAGAAGAAACCACAACAAAACAACAACAAAACACAUUUACUUAACGAAUUAAUGCUUAAUUAAUUUUAAUUUAAUUUAAAUAAUACAACAAACAAACAACAAAAAUAAAAACCCUAAAAUAAACAAAACAUGUUGUGAAUAUUAUUUGUUUAUACAAAAGAGAAAAUAAUAGUAGUAAAUCAAAACGGUUAUACUCAAAAACUGUCCUUUAGCUGUAAUCAGAUUCAAUAUUUUGGAUUUCCUCAUAAACAAUGUAUUAUUAUUAUUUUUUUUUUUUCAAUUAUCAAAGCAUAAUGCGAUAGGUGGGUGACCUAUCUCACACCUAAAAUAUCUAGAACAAUAAUCUACCAAAUGAAAUUAUUCAAAUAUUUUGAAUAAAAACAAGUUUGUAGUGUUCAUCGUUGUAAUGAAAAUGAAACGUGUAGUUGGAAUUUUGAAAACAAUAAAGUAAUUGAAAAGAAAUACUAUCUUAAAAUUAAA